Parnassius apollo (apollo) is the source of this 693-nucleotide messenger RNA. The record is from the annotation of a GenBank genome assembly. Lineage: Eukaryota; Metazoa; Arthropoda; Insecta; Lepidoptera; Papilionidae.
AUGCUGGUGACCUAUUUGGAAGCCAGCCGGGACCUUUGCGAGACGGACUCAAUUCUUUUUGGCGCCGCGCUGGCAGUCUGCCGUAUCAUAGGCGCCAAGGUUUCCACGGCUGGACGCGCUACUGGCCAUAGUAGCGCUAUCCCAGCAUGGAGAAGAAGAAUUGAGGAACGUAUCGCAAAGGCUAGAGCUCUCAUCGGCAGACUGAUAUGCUUCAGAUCAGGCAACAACAGGCCAAGAAUUGUGCGCACCGUCAGGAUGGCGUUUGCUGGGACAAAUGUCAGUUUGUCCCAGCCGGAUAUAACGCAAAAACUGACGGAGCGCAUAGAUGAUCUGAAGCAGAGAAUCGCUGCUUGGGGAAAACGGAUUCGGCGAUAUACCGAGAGGUCGACACGGUUCAACCAGAAUCGUCUCUUCCAGAGUGAUCAGAAGAGGCUCUAUGAAUCAUUGGAGCGACCAAUGGUAAGUGGAACGGGUCCAGCACCGAAUCAGGCCGACACUGUAGCAUUCUGGCGCGGCCUGUGGUCAGAGCCCGUAAACCACAGCGAGGGCCCUUGGACGGAAGUUGUGGCGAGUCAGUGUGCGGGUAUUACGCCCAUGGACCCCGUCAUCAUAACGCCGGAUGACGUAGCUGAGGCGGUCCGUAGGGCCCUGAACUGGAAAAGUCCGGGGCUUGACGGGCUGCAUCACUACUGA